AAAUCUGUUGUGGCUUCGACUGUCGGAACUGUCUUCCCAUUUGAUUAGUCGUUCGCAGUCCAUUUUCUUUGUCAUAAAUGACACCGCGGAGGUGAUUUAUGGGCCUAUUGGGAACCGUUCGCCGCAAUAAGAAAGUUGAAUUCCGAACAAGAUAAGCACCGAAAUAUGAAAUCGAAUUAUUACUUGCUGCUGGCGGUGUUUUAUUGGUGCUGUGUGAUUGGCGGGGAUGGGGCGAACAACGAGGAGGAAGAUGAUCCCCUGGUGACGACCCUUUCGCCGGCUGAGGAGUACAAAAACUAUCCGUACUGCUUCCGGUUUACGUGGCUCGGUCCCAAGUACAACAAGGACAGUCAAUACAAGAACAUAACCUGCGAUAGUUUGCUGAAGAAGGCCACUGGGAUUCCGUGCUUCCAUCCGUUGGUGGUCACGAAUAAUAGCAACGUGCCCGAUACCGAGUAUAUGUGGAACGAGUACAAGGACAAACCGGCGCAAAUUGCGUGUCGGCUGGUUCGUGGAGAGGUUUGCGCUAGGUUUACCUAUCGGUACAACGGUGCAAUCGAAAACAUCACGUACAUGUGCGCCAAAAUGAACGUGGACAACGAAUCGUCAACGUCGUCCGCGUGCUACACGGAGGAUCGCAGCGGUCGCGAAAUUGAGGUUUGUGUGUGUGAAUCCGCCGCUGGAAGGACACCCUGCAACCGGAGCAGCACCAUCCUGGCUCAUCUUGGGCACCCGGCCGUGCUGAGUGCAUUGGCCCUGGUUCAACUGUUAGCCCUCCGGACCUUGUUUUACUAUCAUCAGUGAAUAAAGUAAUUUUUGAUUUUCCUUGGGCAAAAAA
Molecule: messenger RNA, 838 nt
Organism: Ochlerotatus camptorhynchus
Lineage: Eukaryota; Metazoa; Arthropoda; Insecta; Diptera; Culicidae
Exons: 4
Coding region: 166-804 (212 amino acids)
Source: RefSeq, a predicted model, not a curated record